This is a messenger RNA of Mus pahari (shrew mouse), 565 nucleotides long. Its product is annotated as prolactin-inducible protein homolog. Gene Ontology annotation, biological process: regulation of immune system process; proteolysis. The coding region runs from base 26 to 460 and encodes 144 amino acids. Lineage: Eukaryota; Metazoa; Chordata; Mammalia; Rodentia; Muridae. Gene Ontology annotation, molecular function: aspartic-type endopeptidase activity. The transcript has 4 exons. Gene Ontology annotation, cellular component: extracellular region. The record is from RefSeq and is a predicted model, not a curated record.
UGUGAGUGUCAACUCUUACUACAGCAUGGCUUCUUUUCAAAUGUUCUAUCAGCCCGGAGCUCUUAUGCAUCUCUUGAUUCUGUGUUUGUUUUUGGAGACUCCAUAUGGUCAGGAAAAUUGGAAUAAUCCAUUUUCACUAGAUAUGAUAGUUUCUCCAAUGAAAAAGAAAAAUGAAUUUACAGUAACACUCCAGGUUAAAAAUAAUGUGGGCGAAUGUAUGGCGGUGAAAGUCAGUACUGUGAUGAAUCCAAGCAUCAAGUACAUUUCUUCUCAUGCCAUUUACACUUCCUGCCUUUGCAGUGCAAACAAAUACUUCUGGGAUAUUCAAGUCUCUGGCAAUACUGCCUUACAAGGGAAGGCAGAAAUUGUUCCAGCUAAGGGCAUAUGUCCUGAUGAUGAAAAGAUAUUUCCAGUAACUUCCUACGUAGAGACUGCUACACAAAAAAUCUUUGUAUCAUGAACUUGGAAGAUAUCUUCCAUAGUUACAUGUCACCAACCUACCUGUGAAGAAGAGUGUUCUUUUCAUUUAUGUUUAUCUGUCAGCAAAUAAAACAGGGUAAAAUGA